AAUGAGUUUUUUCCUCGUGAUGUGUCUGGCGGCGCUGGCAGCUUGUGACAACCCUGAAGAGAAACCGGUGAACGCACCUGUGAUCGAUCAUCAUCAUCAUCAUCAUCAUCAUCCUCCUCCUCGAACUGAGGGCGUGGCCGAGUUCCUCAGGUGCACAAAGAGUGCGUGGCGCAUACCGGACCAGUACCUUGUGGUGUUGCAGGAGGGAGCACGCGACAGUCACGUGCAGCGGACGGUGAGCACUCUGCGUGCGCAGGCUGCCAGGAGCAGACACACCAUCCACAUCACACACACUUACUCUGGAGCCUUCUGUGGAUUCCUGAUUAAAAUGAGCAGCGAAGUCCUGCCCAUGGCUCUGAAGCUGCCCCAUGUUGCGUACAUUGAAGAGGACUCGUCCAUUUUUGCCCAGGGCAUCCCAUGGAACUUGGAGCGCAUCAUGCAGACGAAGCAUGAGACUGGAAAAUACACACCACCCAAUGAUGGAGCACAAGUGACUGUCUUCCUCCUGGACACCAGCGUUCAGACGAAUCAUCGUGAGAUCGACGGAAAAGUAAUGGUGACAGACUUCAACAGCGUGCCUGAGGAGGAUGGAGUCCGAGUUCAUAGGCAGGCUAGUCAGUGUGACAGUCAUGGAACACACAUAGCUGGAGUGUUGAGUGGGCGAGACUCUGGUGUGGCACGUGGCGUUGGUGUGAACACUGUGCGGGUGCUCAACUGUCAGGGCAGAGGCACUGUGUCUGGAGCACUGGCAGGUCUGGAGUACAUCCGUGCAUCUCUGCAGGCCCAGCCAGUCAGGCCUGUGAUCAUACUACUACCAUUUGUGGGGGGGUUCAGUCGCACUCUCAACAUUGCCUGUCAAGAAAUGGUACAUUCUGGUGCAGUUCUGAUAGCUGCUGCAGGGAAUUACCAGGAUGAUGCCUGCAUGUACUCACCAGCCUCAGAACCAGAGGUGAUCACAGUAGGAGCUACCAAUGCUGCUGACCAGCUGCUUAGUUCAGGAACCACAGGUACCAACCUGGGCCGCUGCGUGGAUGUGUUUGCCCCUGGUGAUGACAUCAUCAGCGCCUCCAGUGACUGCCCAACCUGCUUCACCACUAAGCGUGGAACUUCACAGGCAGCUGCUCACGUUGCUGGCAUAGCUGCAGUUCUUCUGAACGCUCACCCCAGUGCCAGUCCUGCUGAAGUGCUGCAGCUGCUCCGCUAUCACUCAGUCCAGCAUGUGAUAAAUCCAGACUCUCUGCCUCCUGAACACUACCACACUACCCCUGACAUGGUGGCUGCUUUGCCUAAGUCUGCUGCUACAGGCGAGACACUUCUUUGUCGUUCUGUUUGGUCUAAGAGGUCAGGGGUUGGAAGCUUUGACACAGCAGUGGCUCACUGUCGCCGUGGUGAAGAGAUGUUCAGCUGUUCCAGCUACUCACCAAAUGGAGUGCAUGCUGGAGAAAAAAUAGAGAUACGGGAUGGGCAGAAGGUGUGUGAGGCCCAUCACACCAUUGGAGGACAUGGCGUGUACGCCAUAGCUCGCUGUUGCACUGGCAGCAGGGUGAAGUGCCACGCCAGUGCCAGUCUCCAUGUGGGCGUGGACGCAGAGUGCCCUAACCAAGAAUAUCAGCUUACAGGAUGCAGCUCUCACUACAUUAGGUCCCACGAUACAGCACAGCCCUCAAGGCCGCUCCAUAGCAACCGUAAAGCAUGUCCUGCCAGAGAAGGUGGGACAUCACAUGCCUCCUGUUGCCGUGCUCCGAAUCUGGAAUGCCAUCUGAUUGAAUUUACAAGACAGGUGGAGAUGUCAUGCGAGGACUCCUGGACACUUACAUGGUGUAAUGCUGUGUCGCAUGGUUCCGUCACUCGUGGGGCAUACACACGGGGAAAUACCUGCGUGAUCCAGAUGUCUGGAGAAGAUAAAGGAACUGCUGCUCUUGCUAUCUGCUGCAGAUUUCGGCCUCUUGAUCAACAGAGCAACAAGAACCACGAGCAAAACACCUAAUAAGAGCUUAUUGUUCGGUUCGCUUGGGCCAAUUUCUAAUAAGA
This is a messenger RNA of Ictalurus furcatus (blue catfish), 2031 nucleotides long. RefSeq names its product proprotein convertase subtilisin/kexin type 9 (gene pcsk9). The coding region runs from base 2 to 1987 and encodes 661 amino acids. Gene Ontology annotation, molecular function: serine-type endopeptidase activity. The transcript is spliced from 12 exons. Gene Ontology annotation, biological process: proteolysis. The record is from RefSeq and is a predicted model, not a curated record. Lineage: Eukaryota; Metazoa; Chordata; Actinopteri; Siluriformes; Ictaluridae.